This is a messenger RNA of Musa acuminata AAA Group (dessert banana), 3352 nucleotides long. Its product is annotated as plasma membrane ATPase 4-like. The transcript is spliced from 14 exons. Gene Ontology annotation, cellular component: plasma membrane. The record is from RefSeq and is a predicted model, not a curated record. Bases 224 to 3079 code for a protein of 951 amino acids. Lineage: Eukaryota; Viridiplantae; Streptophyta; Magnoliopsida; Zingiberales; Musaceae. Gene Ontology annotation, molecular function: ATP hydrolysis activity; P-type proton-exporting transporter activity; ATP binding. Gene Ontology annotation, biological process: proton export across plasma membrane; regulation of intracellular pH.
CGCGUUGUUUGAGAUCCAAAAAGCACGACGCUUUUCUCUUUCUCGCGCGUUGGAAUCGGCUCCUCCUUCCCACACAAAUGCGGGCUGCUCCUCCCUCCCACAGUUCAAGUACUCCACACCGUUUCUCCUACUGAAGUAGAGUGGUACUACUCCCCACCACCUCCCACUGAAGUAGAGCAGCAUCUGUUUGCGCUUAGACUUCAUCGCUUCCACCACCACCACAAUGUCGUCCGCCAUCUCACUGGAGGAGAUCAAGAACGACGCCGUCGAUCUUGAGCACAUUCCGGUCGGGGAAGUCUUUGAGCAGCUCAAAUGCGACAGGAAUGGGCUCACCAACGUCGAGGGGGAGAACCGCAUCAAGAUCUUUGGGCUCAACAAGCUCGAGGAGAAGAAGGAGAGCAAGGUGCUCAAAUUCUUGGGGUUCAUGUGGAAUCCGCUCUCGUGGGUCAUGGAGAGCGCCGCCAUCAUGGCCAUCGCCCUCGCUAAUGGAGGGGGGAAGCCUCCGGAUUGGCAAGACUUCAUCGGCAUCAUCUCCCUUCUCAUCAUCAACUCGACCAUCAGCUUCAUCGAGGAGAACAACGCCGGCAAUGCCGCCGCCGCUCUCAUGGCUGGCCUUGCACCCAAGACCAAGGUGCUGAGAGACGGGAGGUGGUCGGAGCAGGAUGCGGCGAUCCUCGUCCCUGGAGACAUUAUCAGCAUUAAGCUCGGCGACAUCAUCCCUGCGGACGCACGCCUACUCGACGGCGACCCGCUCAAGAUCGACCAGUCCGCCCUAACCGGCGAGUCGCUUCCGGUGACCAGAAACCCUGGCGAUGAGGUCUUCUCGGGCUCCACAUGCAAGCAAGGCGAGAUCGAGGCCGUCGUCAUCGCCACCGGCGUGCACACCUUCUUCGGCAAGGCCGCGCACCUCGUCGACAGCACCAAUAACGUCGGCCACUUCCAAAAGGUGCUAACUGCGAUCGGAAACUUCUGCAUCUGCUCGAUCGCGGUCGGCAUGGCGAUCGAGAUCGUGGUGAUGUACCCGAUCCAGCGCCGGAAGUACAGGGACGGGAUCGACAACCUACUGGUGCUGCUCAUCGGCGGGAUACCGAUUGCGAUGCCCACCGUGCUGUCGGUCACCAUGGCCAUCGGAUCGCAUCGGCUGUCAGAGCAGGGAGCCAUCACGAAGAGGAUGACUGCAAUCGAGGAGAUGGCAGGGAUGGACGUGCUCUGCAGCGACAAGACCGGAACCCUCACCCUUAACAAGCUUACCGUCGACAGGACUCUAAUCGAGGUAUUCGAGAGAGAUGUGGAUAGGGAAGCCGUGAUCCUCCAUGCCGCAAGGGCCGCCAGGGUCGAGAACCAGGACGCCAUCGAUGCCGCCAUUGUUGGAAUGCUUGCUGAUCCCAAGGAGGCACGUGCAGGGAUCGAUGAGGUGCACUUCUUGCCCUUCAAUCCUGUCGACAAGCGGACGGCCAUCACCUACGUAGACUCCUUUGGCAAUUGGCAUCGAUCGAGCAAGGGAGCCCCGGAACAGAUCGUUGAGCUGUGCAGCAUGAGGGAGGAUGCCAAGAAGAAGGUUCACGCCGUCAUCGACAAGUUCGCCGACCGUGGCCUGCGGUCGCUGGCCGUCGCCCGACAGGAAAUUCCUGAGAAGAGGAAGGAAAGCGCCGGAGGGCCAUGGCAGUUCAUGGGGCUGCUACCGCUGUUCGACCCACCGAGACACGACAGUGCGGAGACCAUUCGUCGAGCACUCAACCUAGGCGUGAACGUGAAGAUGAUCACCGGUGAUCAGUUGGCUAUAGCCAAGGAGACCGGGCGGAGGCUCGGGAUGGGUACCAACAUGUACCCCUCGUCCACUCUUCUCGGCAACAAGAACGAUGAUCUCACCGGUAGCAUCCCUGUCGACGAGCUCAUCGAGAAGGCCGAUGGUUUUGCUGGUGUCUUCCCAGAGCACAAGUACGAGAUCGUGAAGAGACUGCAGGAGAGGAGCCACAUCUGUGGCAUGACAGGCGACGGCGUGAACGACGCCCCGGCCCUGAAGAAGGCGGACAUCGGCAUCGCCGUCGCUGACGCCACCGACGCUGCUCGUGGCGCUUCGGACAUUGUCCUGACGGAGCCGGGACUCAGUGUCAUCGUCAGCGCCGUCCUCACCAGCCGCGCAAUCUUCCAGCGCAUGAAGAACUACACCAUCUACGCCGUCUCCAUCACCAUCCGAGUCGUGUUAGGCUUCCUCCUCCUCGCGCUCAUCUGGCGUUUCAAUUUUUCCCCUUUCAUGGUCCUCAUAAUCGCCAUCCUCAAUGACGGGACCAUCAUGACCAUCUCCAAGGACCGAGUCAAGCCCUCUCCGAUGCCCGAUUCGUGGAAGCUCCGCGAGAUCUUCGCCACCGGGAUCGUCCUCGGCACCUACCUUGCGCUCAUGACUGUGCUGUUCUUCUGGAUCGCUCACCAAACGGACUUCUUCCCCAAAACAUUUGGAGUAAGGCCGAUCAGGGACAAUCAAGAUGAACUGACCUCCGCGAUCUACCUCCAAGUGAGUGUCGUUAGCCAGGCGCUCAUAUUCGUGACGCGGUCCAGAAGCUGGUGCUUUGUGGAGCGCCCUGGGCUGUUUCUUGUGGCUGCCUUCGUUAUUGCGCAGCUGGUGGCUACUUUCAUCUCUGUGUACGCGAGCUGGGGAUUCGCGAGAAUCCAUGGCAUAGGGUGGGGGUGGGCUGGAGUGAUAUGGCUCUUCAGCAUCGUCACCUUCUUCCCGCUCGACUUCCUCAAGUUCAUCAUCCGGUACACACUGAGUGGCAAGGCUUGGGUCAACCUCUACGAGAGCAAGACGGCUUUCACGACCAAGUUGGAUUACGGGAAGGGGGAAAGGGAGGCGCAAUGGGCGCUAGCGCAGCGUACCCUGCACGGCCUCCAGCCACCGGACUCUUCAGGUCUCUUCAACGAGAAGAACUACAGGGAGUUGUCUGAGAUCGCCGAGCAGGCUAAGAGACGCGCCGAGGUCGCCAGGCUUAGGGAGCUUCACACGCUAAAAGGACACGUUGAGUCAGUAGUGAAGCUCAAAGGGCUGGACAUUGAGACGAUGCAGCAUCACUAUACGCUUUGAGAGGAGGGAGGACGAUGGCAGACCAAGAGAGAGGCUCGAGAAUAAAGAUGUCGGUUUCUUUGCUAACUUCUCUGUGUUUAAGAUUCUUUUGUUCUUAGGUAGAACCCAAAAAUAAGUCACAGGGGAAUCAAAGACCUGUCUGUCUUUUGCAUCUCAGAUUCUUCUCACGUGCUUCUUGCUUGGAUCUCCUUGGCCAAGUAAUCGCGUUCUUGUGUUCUACAUUGAUCUUUAUGCAGUUAAAGUAGAGAGGAUUUAUUUUGUCCAGAGUAGAUU